Messenger RNA from Populus trichocarpa (black cottonwood), 1687 nucleotides. RefSeq names its product protein SICKLE. The coding region runs from base 219 to 1214 and encodes 331 amino acids. Gene Ontology annotation, biological process: miRNA processing; mRNA splicing, via spliceosome. NCBI's taxonomy places the organism in Eukaryota, Viridiplantae, Streptophyta, Magnoliopsida, Malpighiales, Salicaceae. The transcript is spliced from 2 exons. The record is from RefSeq and is a predicted model, not a curated record.
CUAUUUUGAGAAUUCUUCUUCUUCUUUGUGAUUGAGAUUACUUUUCCAUCUUUGAAUUUCAUUGGGAUUUAGCCAUUUGUUUACAAAGCAUUAUUUCUGUUUAAAAUUUUGGUUUGGUUUGGUUUGGUUAAUUGAUCAUUUUAGGGUUUAAUGGGAAAAGUCUUCUUUUUUCAACUAAUAAUUAUAACCAGUAGGAUGUUUAUUCUAUCUUAGGUUAAAUGGAGGAUUCAGAAAAAAGAAGGGAAAGAUUGAAAGCAAUGCGCUCAAUAGCUGCUGCACAGGCUGAAACUUCUAAUAACGUUGAAACUUCUGCUCCGCCAGGUUUGCUUGCUUAUCCGCUUCUUGGGACCCCUGCAACUCUGCUGGCACAGGGGGAGUCCAGUGCGAUUCCAAGGUUUGAUUUUUAUACAGACCCUUCAGCGGCAUUUUCCGCAAACCGAAAGGGUGCUGCUGGUAACCAGGCUGCACGGGGUUAUUUUACGUCUCCAAGCAAUAAUUCUUCUGUGCCUCAGUUAUCGUCUCCCCAUCCAGGUCAAAGGAACCUUGAAGUGACUCCCCCUCAUGCUUAUCAAAUGCAAAACAGCUAUCCACAUGCGAAUCAAAUGCAAAGCAAUCAUUUACCCAACCAGAGAAUGUAUCGAGGGCAAGGUCCAUAUCACAAUGCUGCUUCCUAUAGAAGCCCGAGAGGUUUUUCGUGUCCUUUUCCCAUGAAUCAAGGAGCUCCUCCUGAAAUGUGGAGUGGACCAGGUUUCCCAGCGAGCUAUUUUAGCUCUACUGUUCACGGAGGACUGUCCAGUCCAUAUCCCAUUUGUCAAGGGAAUCCUGGCUUUGGGCCAGUAGGGAGCAGCCCGUCCCCUGUUUCAGGUUAUGGAGGGAGUCCAGCUAUUUCACAGACUGGCCAGGGGCACUGGCAUAGCAGUUCAGGUUUUGGACAGAGUGGUGGAAGAGGACGAGGUUUUCAUUCUCGUGGCUUUGCACCAAAUGAAGCACAGGGGCCAGAAUGUUUUUAUGACAACUCGAUGGUUGAAGAUCCAUGGCAGCAUCUAGAACCUGUUUUGUGGAGUGGACUGGAUGAUUGGGGGAAUAAUUUGAAUGGACCUGGCUCUUCAAAUUCCUUGCUUCCAAAAUCAAUUAGCAUGAAGAAAUCAAGCGUUGCAGAGUCUUCUAACAAGUCCACUUCUGGAGUAAGCCUUGCAGAAUACCUUGCUGCCUAACUCAAUGAAGCGGCCAAUGAUGCACCUAGUGUAUGACUGCCGCUCUUGGAAUGCCACUUUGCCUGCGGUAGCAAACUUGGUACCGAGUUGCUGUUAUUCCAAACGAAAAGGGUCAAGGAACCAUUGCCAAGCCUAAGAGUCAUCUAUGAGAUCAUAGCUGGAGGAUGGCCUUAAUUCGUUUUAUACUUGGCUGGCUAUCUUUAAAUGCAGAAGGCACCACUCCAGAAAGUUUCCUGCAACCCAAUAAAAAAGAAAUUUUUAAAUUUGCUCAACUUGUUACCCAGCUGUCAGCAUACGAAACCCCAUGUAACGCCAGUAACAUAGUUCCCCGACAUCUGGUUGGCUCGCUCUACUAUAUUGGAAAUUUCUGUGACACUUGGACGAGCUUCUUUUAUGUAAAUCUUGUUAUGCGCUGACCUCCUGGGAGAGGGAGGGGCGCUGGACAUAGCUUUUUAAAGAAAGAAUUGCGACAA